AUGAGCGUGAUGAUGAGGCCGGUGCUGCACCUGAUGGUCGGGCUGGUGCUCUACGGCGUCGCCGAGGAGAUGACCGUGCCGGCGCUCGUCGACAAGGUCACCGCCGCGCUCUGCCCCGCCGACGACAGGUCUUGCCCGGAGGCUCUCUACCUCACCGGCCUGCAGUCCUCGGUUGGAGGGAUUUUCAGGACGAUAGGGUUCACUCUGAUGGGCCAGCUGGCUGAUGAGUAUGGCCGGAAGCCUCUCAUCCUUCUCACUGCCUCCACUUCCAUUAUCCCGUUUGCUGUGCUUGCAUGGAACAAUUCGAGGACUGCUGUGUAUGUCUACCUUGUUCUGCGUACCCUCUCAUGCAUGAUUGGCCAAGGAACCAUAUUCUGCCUCGCUAUUGCUUACACGGCAGAUGCAGUUGAACCAUCAAGGAGGGCAGCUGCAUUUGGCUUCAUGACAGGAAUUUUCUCUGCCGCACACACGCUGGGGAGCGUGUUUUCAAGGUUCCUGCCUGAGAGGUGGAUUUUUGAGGUCUCAAUUGUCUUGUUGAUCUGCUCCAUUCUCUACAUGAAAAUAUAUUUGGUUGAGACAGUUCAAAGAGCUUCUACACCUUCUCAGCAUUUGUCGAUAUCAUCUUUGCUUGUCAAGUUACCACAAGAACGUUGGGAAUCUAUCAAGGAGAACAUUAGCAUAGUCAAAAACAGUGAAACACUUAGGAGAAUCUCAUAUGUUGCCUUCUUUUAUAAAUUGGGCAUGAUUGGUAUUAGCGAUGUUCUAAUGUAUUACCUAAAGUCCGUAUUCGGCUUUGACAAGGAUCAGUUCUCAGAAAUUCUAAUGGUGGUCGGCGUUGGAUCAAUCUUUUCACAGAUUCUGGUCCUCCCCUUUCUUAGCCACAUAAUUGGUGAAAAAGGCGUCUUAUGUAUUUCAAUACUCGCAUCUAUUGCUUAUGCUUUGCUUUAUGGUGUUGCAUGGGCUACGUGGGUCCCAUAUUUUAGCUCUUCAUUGGGUAUCAUCUAUGUUCUGGCCAAACCAGCAAUAUAUGCGAUCAUUUCUGGUGAAGUACUCUCAACUGACCAGGGAAAAGCGCAAGGUUUUAUUGCAACCAUGCAAUCUGUAGCUAUAUUGUUGGCCCCACUAUUUAUGAGUCCACUGACCUCUUACUUCAUUUCAAAGGAAGCACCCUUCGAUUGCAAAGGUUUCAGCUUUAUUGUGGCUAGUUUCUUCUUGGCAAUCUCCUUUUGUCUUGCUUGGAUGCUUAACCCAGGAAGCAAGGACAAAGGCACAAAAGCUGUCGUUUCAGACAGAGAUGAUGAGGAAGCAGCGCAAGCACCACUAUUGGCAAAAUGCCCUAGAUCAUGA
Miscanthus lutarioriparius is the source of this 1347-nucleotide messenger RNA. NCBI's taxonomy places the organism in Eukaryota, Viridiplantae, Streptophyta, Magnoliopsida, Poales, Poaceae. The record is from the annotation of a GenBank genome assembly.